AUGGCAGAAUUAAAUUUGCGCGCUUCGGCAAUAAAGGCCAUUAAACGCAUACACGAUCGGGUGAGUGGAUUCCAGCAGGGUGCAUUUGAUGAAUUUCAUCUUGAGCAAGAGUUGAAAUCAUUGUCAGCACAUUAUGCACGUUUCGUGACCAACCAUGACCUGUUGGUGGGCAAUGCAGCAAACGCCGAGUUGGAGGCCCACGAGAAGUUAUGGGAAGGGUUUAAAGGUAUUUACAACAAUGCAUGUACCCACUUGAACCGUGCAAUCAUGGGUGCAAAACCGAGUCAGUCUGCUGUGAUGCCUGUGCGAGAGUGUGAGGUUAAGUUAGAACCGCUUGCAAUUCCAACGUUCGAUGGAACUAUGCAGAAUUGGCUGGCGUUUAAGGACGUUUUUGAAUUGCUUGUCCACAAUACAGACUAUCCUGAGGCCUACAAGUUAGGCAAGUUGCGGCAGGCAGUAAGCGCAAGUGCUGUACCGCUCGUCGGGAGUGUAUAUUCUGGGGGAUACGCUGAUUUAUGGAAGGCGCUUAAAGAACGUUUUGACAAUAGAAGGCAGCUGGCUGAGACUCAUGUGUCACGCUUACUCAAUAUCAAGCCGACAACUGAGGACACACCAACUGCGUUACUGUUCAUCGUCGACACGGUACAUGAAUCACUACGAGCUUUACAUGUCAUGGGUCUACCAGUGGCCGAAUGGGAUGCUGUGGUCGUACCGAUAAUAGUUUCGAAACUUCCGAUAACUACACAGCGCGAGUGGAACAUGAGCUGUUCACCCACCGAAAUUCCGAGCCUCGAUGAGCUGCUUACGUUUUUGGGUCAGCGGGCUCAUAGCCUCAGCACAACAGUUGUCACAUGGGGCAAUGGGGUUGAAUUUACGUCCAAGAGUCAUCAACGCGCUGGUGGUCCGUCAAGAGCUGUUAGAUCACACGUCGUAUCUGCAGAGGAGGGUAAAUGCACAUACUGCCAAGGUGCACAUCGUAUUAUGAAAUGCGCACGCUUUCUUGUGAUGAAAUACGAAGACAGAAUUACUGCUGCAAAGACUGCAAGGCUUUGUUUUAACUGCCUAAAGCAAGGUCAUUCAGCAAGACAAUGUCCAUCGGGGAAUUGCCGUCACUGUGGUCGUAAGCACAACUCAUUACUUUGCCGCGAAUCAUUAUCUCAGAAUCCAUCAGAGUCAGUGUCAACGUGUCCGGAAGGAGCCGUCACUGCUAUUGCAUCCGGAAAUUCGAAUCUCUGA
Messenger RNA from Anastrepha ludens (Mexican fruit fly), 1236 nucleotides. RefSeq lists its product as uncharacterized. The record is from RefSeq and is a predicted model, not a curated record. NCBI's taxonomy places the organism in Eukaryota, Metazoa, Arthropoda, Insecta, Diptera, Tephritidae. Bases 1 to 1236 code for a protein of 411 amino acids. Gene Ontology annotation, molecular function: nucleic acid binding; zinc ion binding. The transcript has a single exon.